Amphimedon queenslandica is the source of this 3443-nucleotide messenger RNA. Its product is annotated as serine/threonine-protein kinase TAO3-like. The transcript is spliced from 22 exons. Gene Ontology annotation, cellular component: cytoplasm. Lineage: Eukaryota; Metazoa; Porifera; Demospongiae; Haplosclerida; Niphatidae. Gene Ontology annotation, biological process: protein phosphorylation. The record is from RefSeq and is a predicted model, not a curated record. Gene Ontology annotation, molecular function: protein serine/threonine kinase activity; ATP binding. The coding region runs from base 195 to 3119 and encodes 974 amino acids.
CGUCCUCCUUUUAUUACUUCAUGGCGAGUGGUUCUCUUCACAAUUCACAUAUUCAACUCCUCUUCGUGUGUAUUAUAGCGAUACCCCAGCUGCUAAAAGACUAAAGGAGGACUGUAACUAAUCCCUUGUACCUGUUACCGUGACGUCGAGGCUAGAAAAGAGUUCAAAGACUUGUUUUGAACUGUCAUACAGUCAUGCCUCUUAACAAGCCAUUGAAGAUCAAUCUCUCGAAGCAUCCCGAACUAGCCGAGUAUUUUACUGACGAGGACCCGGAGGCCAUCUUUUAUGACCAGAGAGAGAUAGGGCAUGGGAGCUUUGGAGCUGUUUAUUACGCAAGAAAUAUUAAUAAUGAUGAGAUUGUUGCCAUCAAGAAGAUGCAGUUCUCAGGGAAACAGGCAAUAGAGAAAUGGCAGGAUAUAGUAAAAGAGGUUAAGUUCCUCAAGCAGUGUCAGCAUGAGAACACUAUCGGGUUCAAAGGAUGUUACCUAAAAGACUCCACCUGUUGGGUUGUAAUGGAGUACUGUAUUGGUUCUGCUUCAGAUGUAGUAGAAGUUCACAAGUCGUCCCUCAAAGAAGAUGAGAUUGGUGCAAUUUGCAAAGGAGCUCUCACUGGUCUACAUUACCUACACACCAGUGGUAGGAUACACAGAGAUGUCAAAGCUGGCAAUAUCCUCCUCACUGACAGAGGAGGCGUCAAACUAGCUGAUUUUGGCUCUGCUUGUGAAUAUUCUCCGGCCAAUUCCUUUGUUGGGACUCCAUUUUGGAUGGCACCGGAGGUCAUAAUGGCUAUGGACGAGGGUCAGUACGACGGUAAAGUGGACGUUUGGUCUAUCGGCAUCACUUGCAUUGAAAUGGCUGAAAGAAAACCGCCAUUGUUUCACAUGAACGCUAUGGCUGCCAUGUAUCACAUAGCCCAGAAGGACCCACCCACCAUACAGGAGCCACAAAACUGGUCCGACUUAUUUCGAGAUUUUAUAAGUCAAUGUCUUCAGAAAGAACCAGAAGACAGAAUAGACUCAACUGAAGCCCUCGCACAUCGGUUCAUUAAUCUCCCGAGAAGUGGUGACAUUGUUUUCAAGCUGAUCCAAAGGACCAAAGACGCUGUACGUAGAGUCGAUCACAGGAACUUCAAGAGACUCCAGAAGAUGCUAAUGGGAGAGGAGGACUCGGAAAUAGAAGUUGAUGAAAUUGAGAGCGAACCACCCAGUGAUGUCACAGAUCCUGCCGGAUCCUCUCCUGCCCUCUCCUCCCCCUCUCCCUCCCUCACUCACGACGACGACGACCUCAUUAUGGGCGGGGUCUGUGUCUCCAGUGCUAGCCUAACCCGGAGGCUCAGAGAGCAGCAGGAGGAUUCUGAAGUCACUCCCACUCACUCUGCAUCCUUAGGACCUAGCAGCCCAAUGAGGUCUAAUAGAACACAGAGUGCUGGUGUGAUCAGAUCCAAUCACACUGGUGAGGUAGUCUCUACCCAGGAGAGGAGUAAUAGUAUAGCCAGUGCUGCCGCCUCCAUCACACCAACAUCACCCAUGGAUUCAUUUGGUUUGGAAGAGAGUACCAGUAGCAGUGCUAGUGUAUUGGGCGGGGCAGUGAGCGGAGCCGACGAACCCAAACCAAAGAUAAGCAUGACACCUGAAGAGGUGGCAAGGAGAGUGGCUGGUCAUUCGGAUGGUUUUUCGACCUUACGCCCACACUCGUUAGUAUCAAAACAAGCGGAAGAGCAUCAGCUCCAGAGCGACCUUAAGGAACAAAUGAUCGGAUACAAGAGAAUAAGAGCACAGCAUAAAGGACAAAUGGGUCAGUUGGAGAUCAAGCACAGAAACGAAAUGUCUGCACUAUCAAAGACACAAGAGAGAGAGCUGGAUCAGUUGAGGACAUCUUACGAGAAAGACCUGGACAGGCUUAGAUUAAACCACAAAGCAGAAUUUGAUAAGAGACAAAAGCAAGAGUCUUCGGAGGAUCGUAAGUUCCAGCGUGGUCUGAAGGAGAGACAGGAUCAGGACAUGAAGCAGUUCCUGUCACAGCAGAAGUCAGACUACAGGGCAACCAAGGCUUUGUUUAAGAAGGAGUUAGAAGAGAAUGUAAACUUGUCCAGUUCUAAAAGGAAGCAGCUCUAUGACUCCAGGAAAGGAGAGCUGCACGUUGAACAGAAGAAGAUUGAGGAGGAGCACCUCCAGAUACUGAAGACACAGGCUGAGCACGACAUGGUGGACUUUAGACAAAAACUGUUACACGAGAAACAGAAUAUAGAGAAACAACUUCUGCAAGAAGAGUUGAACCUUAUGCAGCUUCAUAAAGAGAAAGUCCAAGAAAUGAGACGGAAGCAUCUCUUAGCAACAAUAGAACUUCAACUGGAGCAACUGAAGACUCUUCAUGAAAUGAGAACAGAUCACCUCAAUAAACAGCAUGCUCUGGAGUGGGACAAUCAGAUUGCCUACAGUCGGAAGGCAGAGAGAGAACUGAGAAAGAAACACGUCUUGGAGCUAAAGCAGCAUCCUAAAAGCUUAAAGUUAAAGAGACAGCAGAUAAAGGGUCAGUUUAAUGACACUGUCAAGAUUCAGACCAGACAAUACAAGAGUCUACAGAAGCAGCUCCAGUCCACACUACCUAAAGAGCAGCACAGGGAAGUACUCCGGCACACUAAGGAGGAGCAGAUGAGGAAAAUGUCAAUGCUAGCAAUGCAGUAUGAGAGGACCAUCAAUGAAGUACUGCAGCAACAAACUGUAAUGUUAGAUGAAGCUCAGUUAGCUGAGCAGGAAGCUUUAAGGAAGCAGCUACAACAAGAACAGGAUCUCCUUCAGCAAUUUCAAGAGAAGCAAGAGCUCAAACUCCUUAGUCAGCAUGAUAAGGAGACACAACUCCUUGAUGAGAAAAUCGAGAACAGCAAAAGAGAACUGGAUAGACAGAUCUUCGAAGAGUCAACUCGUCUUCAAAACCUAAGGCUAGAAAGGCAGCAGACCCUCCAGCGUAACCAGCUAAAAGAAUGGAAGGAAUUUGCAGAGAAAUACUCCAACGAUCACAUCUCGCUAAACUCUGAGCAGUUGAUACUAGGAGAGCACUCUUCUGUAUCAUCAGAGCAGAGUCUUAGUAACAGUGUGUCAGUCGGGACUGCUUCACUUUAGUAGAAGAGAGACCCGUCAUCUUGCAACUACUUAUUGAAUUUUACUAAGACUAUUUAUUAUCUCCCUCUCUCUGAUUAUUCUCCUUUUUCUCUCAUUUUUACUUUCAUUUUCAUUCUCGAGCUCAUCAGUUUUAAUUUUAUUAUUGAUACACUUUAGCUUUUGAAAUGAUAAAUUAUUAUUGUGUUGUUGUUGUUGUUGUGUUCUAGCUUUUUGUUGUUCUUGUUUUUUUGAUUAUUCAUAAUGUGUUAUCUAUUUUGUUCGUCUUCCUGUAAUUACUAUUAUUAUUAUUAUUUGAUCUCAUUUUUGUAAGAUCACUACACUGUA